UGCGGAAGUUAGAUAACAACACAGUGGAGUUGAAUAAGCUGUCAGAGCAAUUUGGAGGUUACAGCCCAUAAUUGUAAAUAAAUAAAUACAUUUUUGCGUGAUGGUCAACCUCGGACUCACUAAAGUUGAUGAUGCGAUUGUAGCGAAGCAUCCGGGUUUGCAGCAAUAUGCCGCUUGUCAGUCUUAUGCUUUUAUGAAAGGCACGGCAAGCUUCAUACUCGGCACAGCUGGCUUAUUUUUUGCACAGCGAGUACUUCAGAAGAAAAUCCCAUAUCCCCUACAGUGGAACCUUCUAGUGUCUAUUGUUGCCUCGUCAGUAUUCAGCUAUUCAGUAACACGCUGGGAAACCAUGAGGUGCUCGGACUUGUGGUUAUUCCUUGAGACAGGAAAAGUUCCUGACAGAAACUCUCAGAAGGAGGAGACUCCAAUUGUCACAACAUCAGCAGAGCCCAAAGCCACCCAGUAUGGAGAUGUGCUGGAAUAAAUGUAAAGGUGGUGACUUUUACCUUUAGUGUAACACUCUGAAUGGCCAAUAAAAAAAUUAAAAAAAUUAUUUGAAUUGACUGGGUCAUGACUUCACGAGAAUGUUUGGCCUUGCUGAACUAAAUGUGUACAAAAAGUUCUGUUUAUGAAACUGCAUUUUUUUUUCUUCUUUAAAACAUGUGUCAAUAAAUUGUGGAUUUAACUCAAA
Myxocyprinus asiaticus (Chinese sucker) is the source of this 691-nucleotide messenger RNA. RefSeq names its product transmembrane protein 141 (gene tmem141). The record is from RefSeq and is a predicted model, not a curated record. The coding region runs from base 101 to 484 and encodes 127 amino acids. The transcript has 5 exons. NCBI's taxonomy places the organism in Eukaryota, Metazoa, Chordata, Actinopteri, Cypriniformes, Catostomidae.